Molecule: messenger RNA, 1772 nt
Organism: Aspergillus costaricaensis CBS 115574
Lineage: Eukaryota; Fungi; Ascomycota; Eurotiomycetes; Eurotiales; Aspergillaceae
Product: putative MFS sugar transporter
Exons: 5
Coding region: 126-1673 (515 amino acids)
Biological process (GO): transmembrane transport; carbohydrate transport
Cellular component (GO): membrane
Molecular function (GO): carbohydrate:proton symporter activity
Source: RefSeq, a predicted model, not a curated record
CCUUAUUCUUCUUGGGCAGUCUCGACUAGCUGGGGCAGCUGUAAGGACUGCUGACCACCCACCUAGGAAUCACUUCUAUUUGCUAUCAAGGCGUAUUCAGGUCGCUUACGGCCUUCACUGCCACGAUGUUUGAUUACGAUCUUGAAGUCAAUCCUUUCCAAUCAAAACGAGCCUAUAACUGGUUCAUCUCCCUCGUCGCAGCAGCAUGCAUGGUCUUAUACGGUUACGAUGCGUCCGUUUAUAAUUCCGUACAAGGCUCGGACAAUUGGGUGGCCUACUUCAAUGACCCUGACGAGAACAUGAUUGGAGGUGUCAACACGGCCUACACCGUGGGUGCAAUUGUUGGCGGCUUCUUCAUGGGCGGUCCCAUUGCCGACUUUCUGGGUCGCAAGAUCGGAAUGGCCAUUGGAUGCAUCUUGGUCAUCGCUGCUACAUUCAUGCAGUGCUUUGCGCCUCGAGGCAACAUUGCAUGCUUCCUUGCCGGACGAUGCAUCAUCGGUAUUGGCCAGGGUAUCGCACUGACUGCGGGUCCCAUCUAUAUCGGUGAACUAGCACCUCCGGAGAUUCGUGGAAAGAUCAUGACCUUCUGGCAAAUGUUUUACUCGGUUGGCUCCUUCAUCUGCUUCUGGGUGAACUACGCGUGCACCAAGCACUCCACACACUUGGGCGAGUGGGAUUGGAGAAUGGUUGUCAUCUUCCAACUCUUGGUUCCUGUGAUCAUUCUCUUCAUCUUGCCUACCAUUCCCGGUUCGCCACGAUGGUAUAUCCAACGCGGUAACAACGUCGAAAAGGCCCGCAGAGCGCUGCGCAGAGUUCGAGCAACCGAGGACGAGGUUGAAGAUGAGUUGCUCAGAAUCCGCGAGGCCAUCGAGUACGAAAAGGAAGCUAUCUCUGGCACUUACGCCGCGCUGUGGAAGGACAAGUCCCUCCGCAAGCGCAUGUACUUGGCUCUUGUCAUCAACGCCGGACAGCAAGUCAGUGGACAGGGUACCUUGAACACGUACUCCACGAAAAUUUACGAGAAGGUUUUCAAGAGCGCUAACCAAAUCGCGCUUAUCAACGCACUCAAUGCCACCUUUGGUAUUAUCUUCACUCUGAACGCCAUCUGGAUCAUCGAUCGAUUCGGACGCAAGUUCCUCCUGAUCGUUGGUGGCAUUGGUAUGGGCAUUUGCAUGAUCAUCGUCGCAGCCGUUGAAACAGAAACACCCUCACCAGGUGGGGCGAAGACAGAAUCAGUCGGCAUAUCGAUUGUGUUCUUACUUUUCUUAUUCAUCUUCUUCUACAAACCCUCCUGGGGCGCUACCAUCUGGAUUUGGACAUCCGAGGUCUUCUCUAUGAACGUCCGCGCCCAAGCCGUGGGUAUGGCAACUCAGACCCAAAACGUGGCCAACGCCAUCGUGCAGCAGUUCUUCCCAACCUUCCUUAACAACUGCGGCUUCUACGCCUUCUACAUGUUCGCGGGCAUCUGCUUCCUCCUCGCUCUAUUUGUGUUCUUCUUCGUCCCCGAGACCAAGCAGGUGCCGCUGGAGGAGAUUGAUGCCCUUUUCGGCGGAGCCAACCACGUCACACAGGGUGAAGACCUCUUCUCUAACGAGAAGCAAAUGCGCGUGACGCACCAGGAUACGGGGAUGGAGAAGCCCAGUGCUGUUACGGUCGAGGAUGCACGACGUUAAUUGAUUGAAGUACUGUGUGAUUUACGAUAAUGAUGUAAGCCAUGUGGCAUUGGCGGACUAUGUGAGCAAUUCAACCUAGGUUCAAUCUUAUAUACCCUU